Messenger RNA from Malaya genurostris, 3634 nucleotides. RefSeq names its product Y+L amino acid transporter 2. Gene Ontology annotation, molecular function: L-amino acid transmembrane transporter activity. The transcript is spliced from 10 exons. The record is from RefSeq and is a predicted model, not a curated record. The coding region runs from base 269 to 1750 and encodes 493 amino acids. Gene Ontology annotation, biological process: amino acid transmembrane transport. Gene Ontology annotation, cellular component: membrane. NCBI's taxonomy places the organism in Eukaryota, Metazoa, Arthropoda, Insecta, Diptera, Culicidae.
UCCGUGUACGGGAAAGAGGCAUCGUCUUUUCCAGGAUUUCCACCUUCAAAGUAGUUACUAGACAUUACUUCAGUUUGGUGAAAAUUUUUCAUCUAUUGCAAAGUGAAAGUUGUUUCGAAUCAAUUUGUGUUGUGGUUGUCUUUUCCCCCAAAAAAAAAGAAAAAUAAAUCAAGUUUCUCAACGAAAUAAAAGGAUACGAUUUCAUUAGAAUUGUACGGCAUCAUUGCACUGUAGUCAAAUACUCUAGCAUCACAAAACCGAAUUCAGCAUGGAGGACGAAUCACUGAAAAAAGACAGCCGAAAGGAGUCCUUCAAGGGUGAAGAACUGAACGGGAAUGGUACCAAAUCCGGUUGUGAUGGCGAAAUCACACUCAAACCCAAGAUGACCCUCGUCAACGGGGUCACGGUGAUCGUUGGUUCGAUCAUAGGCUCCGGUAUUUUCGUGUCGCCGACAGGAGUGCUCAUCAAUACCGGCAGCGUCAACAUGUCACUGAUCGUUUGGGUUCUGUCCGGCCUGUUCUCGAUGGUCGGGGCUUACUGCUACGCUGAAUUGGGUACGAUGAUAAAGAAAUCCGGUGCCGACUACGCCUACAUCAUGGAAACCUUUGGACCCUUCCUGGCGUUCAUCCGUUUGUGGAUUGAAUGCAUGAUCGUCCGUCCAUGUUCGCAGGCCAUUGUCGCACUGACAUUCAGUGUGUACGUACUGAAACCAUUUUUCCCCGAAUGUCAACCACCGGAAGACGCUGCCCGAUUGCUGGCCGUUUGCUGUAUUUUGGUCCUGACGUUCGUCAACUGUUGGGAUGUAAAAUGGGCUACUGCCGUACAGGAUAUCUUCACCUUCGCCAAACUGUUGGCCCUCUUCGUAAUCAUCGGUACCGGAGGAUACUACUUCUUCAGAGGUCAUACCGCAAACUUCACAUUUGAUAACACGAAAACCGAAGUUACUUCGCUGGCACUAUCCUUCUAUUCUGGUCUGUUCGCCUACAAUGGAUGGAACUAUUUGAACUUUAUCAUAGAGGAACUGAAGGAUCCGGUGAAGAAUUUACCGCGUGCCAUUGCCAUAUCAUGUACUCUAGUCACCGUAGUCUACGUCCUCACCAACGUGUCCUUCUACUCUGUACUGACGCCGGAGGAAGUGUUAGGUUCGGAAGCAGUUGCAGUUACCUUCGCCGAUCGGGUAUUUGGUAUUUUCGCGUGGACUAUUCCAGUUUUUGUGGCACUGUCGACGUUCGGAGCCGUUAAUGGAAUUCUGCUGACGUCAUCACGAUUGUUCUAUGCCGGCGCUUGUGAAGGUCAAAUGCCAGAAAUUCUAACCAUGAUUCAAAUCCAGCGACUGACUCCAACUCCGGCUGUUUUGAUAAUGGCACUUUUGUCGAUGGUCUACUUGACGGUGUCGGACAUUUUCGCGCUGAUCAACUACGUUGGAUUUGCCACUUGGUUAAGUAUCGGCGUUGCUGUGCUCUGCCUACCGUGGCUCCGAUGGAAGCAACCUAACCUAACCCGUCCAAUCAAAGUGAAUCUGUUGUUCCCGAUUUUCUAUCUGCUGGCCACAGUCUUCGUUACAGUUGUUCCUAUGAUUGCCAGCCCGGUGGAGACCGGUUACGGUUUGCUGAUGAUCCUGUCCAGUAUUCCCGUUUACCUCAUAUUCAUCUCGUGGAGAUCCAAACCGAAGUGGUUCAACCACUCCAUGGGCGGCAUCACACAAUGUUUACAGAAGUUGAUGGUGGUGGUGCGACCGAAACAGAAAUAAGUUGGCCUGUGUCGCACAGCACCCAGUCGGAAAAGUUGGCAUCACACGAUUCCUGCAAAAAAUGCUCAUGGUCCUUGGCAAGGCCAAACCAGCUCAGGUUUAAACCGAAUCAUUAAGCGCGGUAGCAUAAACAGCACCCAUCAAGUCAUGCACAAAUGCAUUAUUAUGUGUAAUUAGAACAAUUAGUAUUGAUAGCAGAUAGAAAGCAUUCCGCCGGAGAAUAGGCCGAGAAGGGAGACGGGCGGAUUUGGCGAUUUCGAUUUAGUCUCCGCUUGGAGAAACGCACCAGCUUGAGAAAUUCAGGGCUCGAGAUAGUAAUUAUGAUUCUACUUUUAAUGUCAAGGAAGGAAUCCUAAUUUAGCAUAUUGAAAUCGUUUUAAAAUGUUGUAUGAUUGUAUUUCACUAGUAGUUUAUUUUAGAAUUCAACUAUUUUCUGUUAAGGCUGUUUGUAUUAGUGAUAUGUCCAAACCGGAACAUUCCUUGUGGUUGUAUUUUAGUGUUCGAAUAUUUGUAUCGUUUUCUUCUAUUAUGUCUAAUGUUAAAACCCGAUUAUAUUAUGUUCCUUUUUUCAAAAAUCUCCAUCUGAUUGAUUCAAGUACGAGAGAAAAAGACAAACAAUCGAAUAGUACACAAAGAAAAAUUACUACCAAUAUAACAAGUGUUCAUUUUCAUUGACUGAAAACGAUUGUUCACAGGUCCGAUAAUGAAAAUUGUAUCAUUCUUUCCAACGAGAAGCAUUGUUGUGGGUCUGAUUUGUCAUUGUAGAAAAGUAAUAAUACGUAAAAUCGUGAAAGUUUAAACGGAUCGUAUCAGCUCCUUUUUAUUAAAUUCCAAUCGGAAAUCAUUUCCAACAAUAAGAACUUCGGUUGCAGAGAAUGAACUUUAUAUUGAACAGUAUAGCACAUAUCAUGUAAACCGGAAUCUCAUACAAAAAUUUAGCGUGUUUAAGGUCGUUUAUAAUAUUUUGGUUCCAAUAUGUUCAGAUUACUUCCAACUGUUACUCAACCAGAAUCUUAUACUCUCCUCUGUAAUUUCAUUGCAGAUCAGAAAUUAUAAAAGAAAUUCUAAAAUUAACUCAAAUUACAAAGGCAAACCCUAAUGUGACGACUCAAAUUAUAAUCGGUAAAAUAAAUGUUUUAAGUGUAUUCAAUUCGAUGUGUCGGCUAUUCGAUCAAUAGAAAUCCAAAGCAAAGCUUGCUAUAACGAUGAAACGUCACGUUGUUCUUACAUGUCAAAUCCUAUAGGAUGUUGGGGUAAUGGUUAUGGUAAACACGUUAUGGCUGAGCUGAAUAGUUUUCUAGUAGGAUUCGCAAUCGUAUAGAUAUGGUUAUCUUAAAAGUAAACUGUUCAACAUAACCGACGGACGUUUUUCCUUUGCCAAUCGUUGAAACUGAUCGAAAAGAAAAAUAAUAUUGUUGACAAUAACGUAAAUUUUAGUGUUUAGUAUGAGAAGAAAUGAUCUUUGAAAUGAUUAGAAUGAUUUCAAGAAUGAUGCCAAUCAAUAUAUACGCAUUGCAUUUUACACAAGCAUAUUCUCGAAAUAUUGUGCAACAACAAGAAAACGAAUUAUUAUUUAUAAAUAAAACUAUGAAACAAUGAAUAACUGUAAAACAAUAUACACUGUACAAUUGAACAUAUGUAAAAAGUUCAACCAAUUUAGACAACUCCAUACAAUACAUUCCAGCACAUAUACUAGCGUCAUAUAUACAAAGGGUGAUUCCAUUAAAUGUAAGAAAAUAUUGUUGCAGCUUAAACUUGGAACAGAGUAAAAAAAAUACAAGCAGAGACAGAGUAAAGCAGUUGAGAAGGUUGGUAGUAUGCGACAAACGAAAAAAAUUUGCCAUUAUUAGACAAUACAAAAUAAAAUAAAAUGUAGUAUUGCAA